ACGUCGUUCAGCUCACGUGCUAGUUCUCUUCUUUGAAGGCGGCACCUACUAGCUAUCAGCCGAGAGGCUUGUUGUUGUUUGAGGGAAAGUAUAUUAACUGUAGAAAACUAUUCUUCCAAAAUGGGAACUCGAGACGAUGAGUACGACUACUUGUUUAAAGUUGUGCUAAUCGGAGACUCUGGAGUGGGUAAAAGUAACCUGCUGUCCCGCUUCACAAGGAAUGAAUUCAACCUGGAGAGCAAGAGCACCAUCGGGGUGGAGUUCGCCACGCGAAGCAUCCAGGUGGACGGCAAGACGAUAAAGGCUCAAAUCUGGGACACAGCUGGACAGGAGCGCUACAGAGCAAUCACCUCAGCAUAUUACAGGGGUGCAGUCGGGGCUCUCCUGGUUUAUGACAUAGCCAAGCAUCUGACAUAUGAGAAUGUUGAACGCUGGUUGAAAGAGCUGAGGGACCAUGCUGACAACAACAUUGUCAUCAUGCUUGUUGGGAACAAGAGUGACCUUCGUCACCUUAGGGCCGUGCCCACUGAUGAGGCUCGAGCCUUUGCAGAAAAGAACACUCUAUCAUUUAUUGAAACCUCCGCUCUGGACUCCACUAAUGUAGAAGAAGCCUUCAAGAAUAUUCUCACAGAAAUCUACCGUAUUGUAUCUCAGAAACAAAUAUCUGACAGAUCUGCGCAUGAUGAUUCUCCAGGAAACAAUGUAGUGGAUAUCAGUGUCCCCCCAACCAUGGACGGACAGAGGGGAAACAAACUUCCUUGCUGCUCAAGCCUGUGACCCUUUUAUUUGUUCUCCUGUUUGGUUUUUUUCUUGUCAGCUUUUCUUCUCGGUCAGGCAUGCUAAUGUCAACAUUAUACCAUCAGAAGUCUCUGAUCUAAGGCUCCUAUAGCUGACAUUCCUUUCUGAUGGUUUCUUCUUUGAUUGUUUUUGUCUUCCUGUGAUUUCAAAAAAUCCUCAGUCUUUUAUAACUUAAUGCCUUCAUAAUAGCCAGAAGAAGGAGGCAUUUAGCUCUUAGGAGUUCUAUAUUUAAGCUUUCUUUUUUUCUUAAUUAACUUUAACUUCUCUCCAUGGUCCUAUUGACCCGCUCCAAUACGGGACGGUGAGGGAUCUAUAGACCCUUUCAUCAUUAAUCCAAUCAUUUCCUGUUUGCCUCCUUUUCUCAGCCUGCAGUGGUACAGACUUGAUCUGCUACAGCCGAAUCCCAGUUUGAUUUCUGGUUGGCCUGAUUCUGCCUAUCAUGCAAUACGGGUGUAUAUCAGGGGAUGAAAGGAAGGUAUCUCUGGAGCCUUAAUUCAACUCAGUCUAGAGCUUCUUAUUGCCUCAUUACUUUUAAUUUUCCUCUCUGAGCCCUCUGUCCAUUGUGGCAUGAAAUUGGCAUGAGCCAGGGACCAGACUGGUUGUGACUGUCUGACCUAAAACAGGCAAGUCUGAAACUAAUAAUGUGUUUUAAUUUGUGUGCUUGCGUGCGUGCGUGCGUGUGUGUCUGCGUCUCUGUGUCUCUGUGCGAGAGCAUGUGUGUUAUUCUUAGUGCACAAACAUACCAAAGAAGAUGGAUGCAAUCACUAUCAGUUCCUAUUCAAGUGUUCUGAGCUGCUGACGGCACAUCUUAGCUGUAUUUGGCAAACAAAUCCUGGCUCUUUUGCAAAUGUGUUCAGUGUAAUGCUAUAUAACAAAUAUCAUUGGGUAAUAGUGACAUGAUAGUAUCAGCAACAACAAGUCCAGCUUUUAGUUCCAUUACUAAGGCAAAAAUUUUUAGCAUGAAAUUUUUUUUUGCACUUGUGUCCAACAAUUUCAGUGGAAAUUUAUUCCAACAGUGGAAUAAAUACACGCACACUCAACAUCUUAAUCAAGCAGCAUAUUCAUGUUGUUUGAAAGGAACUUUAAGUUGAAACCACAAAAUGCUCUGCGUGUGGUUUUCUCACAUUUUAAAGUCACAUAUUUUAAUGAGAACAGAUGAAGAUGUGAUCUGAGAACAUUUCAAGAGAAGAUUCACUAACUACAAACAGUUUCAGUCAAGCCACAAACGGUUAGAUUGGGAAAGUGGAAGUGAAAGUCAAACAGGCUAAUUGCGUAAACGAAAUAACACUUUUUUUUGUACCUCUGGUAAAAUGUUUUGAUGCAUCUGGUAUUUCACAUUUCGUCAAUGCAAUGUCGGCAGAUGUAAACUUCUGAGACGUCCUCAUUAUAUAGAAAAUACUGAGGUUGUAACUAAACCUCGUCAUCAUGACUAUUGCAGGCAGACUUAUUUUGUGAUUUAUUAUAUAUUUCUGUGUCUUUUGUCAAUGCAAAUGUGUGUACAUGUUGACUACAAAUGACAUGUAUGCUUUGUUUCUUUAUUGUCGACUGUGAAGGCUUUUACCACUACAUGAUAUGAAUAAAAAUUAGAUCACAUUAUAAAACAUA
Molecule: messenger RNA, 2403 nt
Organism: Betta splendens (Siamese fighting fish)
Lineage: Eukaryota; Metazoa; Chordata; Actinopteri; Anabantiformes; Osphronemidae
Product: ras-related protein Rab-11B-like
Exons: 5
Coding region: 121-777 (218 amino acids)
Biological process (GO): regulated exocytosis; constitutive secretory pathway
Cellular component (GO): recycling endosome
Molecular function (GO): GTPase activity; GTP binding
Source: RefSeq, a predicted model, not a curated record